GAAGAACACCUCCUGAAACACAUCUCACUGACAGUUUACAUCUCGAAACAAACCUCAACAACCAAACACCGCCAACACAUCACCCCGUCUCCAACAGACAAAGCAAAAAUGACUCAAACCGUCGAUUCCAAGUCCGCAGUCGACUACUUGAACGCCGAUUCCGAGCCCGAACCCUCCACCAUGACCGGACCCGGAACACACUUCCAAAACACCUUUGACCCCGCUCUCAAAAAAGACGCUCCUCAGCUUCCCGACACCGCAAUUGCACCCGCUCCGGCCUCCGCCAGGGACAAGUUGGCGAAUACGGACUCGACCAUGUCUACUAAGCAGUUGCAAAAGGCGGCUUUGGAAGGUGAUCCGAAUGGUUUGACAGGCGCGGGUGCUGUGCAGAAGGAGAAGCAGCAGGAGGGUGAUCAUACGGCUUGGUCGGGUAGGUAUUAGGGUGUGAGAAAGACGUGCGGGAAGAAAUCGACAGAGAGGUGGAAUACAGCACAGGACGGGAUAGUGUAUGAGAUGGGGUAUAUGGAUAUGGGAGGGAGAUGGUUGCUGUUAUGGCCAAGAUGGCAUGGUGUAAUCCAUGGCGAGCAGCAGCAGCAAAGAGUGAAAUCGGGAGUAUGACCACAGGUCCUAGCUUGAUUCUGGACUCAGUUCAUCAUAGCAUAAUAUAAUGCUAUGCUACAGGUAUGCAUACAGGUAUGCAUACAUGUAAUCGUUCUCUAUCACCGCACACUCGCGUCAUACAUCGAAACCACAUACAUCUCGCGGAAUGCACAGACGUUGGGCUAGAAACGAA
Messenger RNA from Sphaerulina musiva SO2202, 793 nucleotides. RefSeq lists its product as uncharacterized. Lineage: Eukaryota; Fungi; Ascomycota; Dothideomycetes; Mycosphaerellales; Mycosphaerellaceae. The transcript is spliced from 2 exons. The record is from RefSeq and is a predicted model, not a curated record. The coding region runs from base 109 to 441 and encodes 110 amino acids.